Molecule: messenger RNA, 663 nt
Organism: Arctia plantaginis
Lineage: Eukaryota; Metazoa; Arthropoda; Insecta; Lepidoptera; Erebidae
Source: the annotation of a GenBank genome assembly
AUGCUACUUGAAUUUGUUUUGUUACAGGAAGCUUUCUGUGGUGGCACCUUGGUAUCGCUACGAUGGGUGGUGACGGCUGCGCAUUGCGUUCGGAAGCGUCUAUAUGUUCGCUUGGGUGAACACGACCUGCUCCUACGGAACCAUGGCGAGAUGGAGAUGAAGGUCACGGAGGCCGUCAUACAUCCCCGCUAUGACCCCGACACGGUCGUCAACGACGUCGCUAUGCUACGGUUGCCUAUACCAGGGCGACCAGAUUUGGGUCACGGAGUGGCGUGCCUGCCCGCACCUCUUCAGCCCUUACCCCCUCACACAUCGUGUGUUAUAUUAGGCUGGGGUAAGAAGAGGCCUACUGAUAUACACGGAACCAGAGUACUACAUGAAGCACAGGUGUCGACAAUACAACAGGGUGUAUGUCGUCGUUCUUACUGGCAGUACGCUAUAACUGAUAACAUGGUGUGCGCAGGCCGGGGGCGCAGAGACUCUUGUGCGGGAGAUUCAGGAGGACCUUUGCUUUGCAAGGACCGUAACAUGAGAUAUUACUUACAGGGAAUCACCAGCUUUGGAGAUGGCUGUGGGAAACGUGGCAAGUAUGGCAUUUACACACGUACUGCGGGCUACGUAACCUGGAUGCGUGACGUCAUGAACAACAAGUAUUUUGAUUAA